Trachymyrmex septentrionalis is the source of this 2979-nucleotide messenger RNA. Its product is annotated as long-chain-fatty-acid--CoA ligase ACSBG2-like. NCBI's taxonomy places the organism in Eukaryota, Metazoa, Arthropoda, Insecta, Hymenoptera, Formicidae. Bases 384 to 2375 code for a protein of 663 amino acids. Gene Ontology annotation, cellular component: endoplasmic reticulum; membrane. The record is from RefSeq and is a predicted model, not a curated record. The transcript is spliced from 12 exons. Gene Ontology annotation, molecular function: long-chain fatty acid-CoA ligase activity.
ACGAUUUUUGUAAUGAUAUGCAUGCCUGCUCUGAUGCAUGUUGGAAUAUAACGUUCAUAUAUUAAGCGUGGCAUGUCGAUGUGCAUGACUUCUGCAUUUAUUAUGUAUUACUCCAUAGCUUGUUUCCUUUGCAUGUUUCCUCCAAUCAAAAGAUUAAAAACUAUCACGUGAUCGGAUAGGCGAUUGACUGCGAUUGACAGCAUCUUCAGAACAGAAAUAAUUGUACUAAUUUCGUAGUUAUCUAUCAAACGUCAGACGGCAUGCAUCAAAGCAAGCAUAGCAUCAUACACACAUGCCUUUAGUUCAAAAAGUCAAGCAUCGCGUGUAAUUCUAGCGCUGGUAAGCGCGCAUUUCAGCGUGUUCUCACAGACUUGUUGCAGGAGAUGAAUCAAUCGGCUAGAUAUGCAUCGUUUAGUGAAACCGGCGUCGAUGGACCUGAUCAAGUACUAUUUACGGACGCAGAUACCACAUGUAAUGCAGAUGGUAGAGUACGAAUAAAAUUAGAUAACAAUUCAUAUCUACCAGUAUCAAUCCCUGGAGUUUUGACUAGAACAGCAAAGCUUUACCCUGAUCACAUAGCAUUAGUGUCUAGACCUGAUGCCAACGGCAAAAGAACCACGUAUACUUUUCAAGAAUACGAGUCUACUGUAAGAAUCGUCGCAAAAGCGUUUCUAAAGUUAGGUUUAGAGCGAUAUCAUAGCGUCUGCAUACUAGGAUUCAAUAGUCCGGAAUGGUUCAUUACAGAACUCGCGACUAUAUAUGCUGGUGGAAUCGCUACAGGGAUUUAUAUCACAAAUUCUCCGGAGGCAUGCCAAUAUUGCGCUGAAUACAGUCGAGCAAAUAUAAUAGUCGUUGAAGAUGAAAAGCAAUUGCGGAAAAUCUUACAAAUAAAACACAAUUUGACCUACUUGAAAGCAAUUAUUCAGUAUGACGGCAUACCUACCAAAAAGGAUAUUUUGAGUUGGAACGAUUUAUUAGAUAUAGGUAAGAGAGAAUCAGAGAAUAAAUUAUCACAUGUGUUGAAGACGAUAGGAGUAAACGAAUGUUGCAUUUUAGUGUAUACGUCGGGGACAGUCGGAAAUUCAAAAGCUGUAAUGUUAAACCAUGAUAAUUUAUUGUUCACCGUACGGGCAUUGUUAUCAGUGCUACAUGUAAAAGAAAAAUCAGAAGUUAUAGUCAGCUAUUUGCCAUUGUCUCACGUUGCAGGACAGAUAAUUGACAUCAUAAUAAACAUUAUGUUAGCGAGCACAGUAUACUUUGCAGACCCAAAUGCAUUAAAAGGUACGUUAAUAAAUACGUUACUGGUGGCGCAACCGACUAUUUUCCUAGGAGUGCCUAGAGUAUGGGAAAAGAUAUAUGAAAAAAUGCAAGAGAAAGCGCGUAGUAAUGGGGUAAUAAAAACCUGGAUUGCUGAAUGGGCAAAAGCACAAGCUCUUCAUUAUUACACAAAUAAAAUAAAUGGCAUAGAUUAUAAACAAUGGGGCUACGUCUUUGCAAAAUGGCUCGUUUUCGACAAAGUCAAGGCAGCAUUGGGUUUAAAUAAGUGCCACAUCUGCUUUACCGGAGCAGCACCUAUAAAUAUCGAUAUUAAAAGGCAUUUCUUGAGUUUAGAUAUAUCUUUAAUAGAUGUAUAUGGAAUGUCUGAAAGUAGUGGACCUCAUACACUAACCGACUUUAAAGAAUACAAUCUGUAUGGUGUGGGAAAAUCUUUACCUGGGCUAUAUAUAAAAUUAGAUAAUAUAAAUGAACACGGUGAAGGAGAAGUUUGUAUGAGUGGACGAAACAUAUUUAUGGGUUACUUAAAUGCACCGAAGCAAACUGAAGAAACUAAAGAUAAAGAUGGCUGGUUGCAUAGUGGUGAUUUCGGUAAAUUCGAUUCAAACGGGAAUUUGUCUAUUACUGGUAGAAUAAAAGAACUUAUAAUCACAAGUGGAGGGGAAAAUGUGGCAUCAUACAAUAUAGAGCAAGCAAUAUUGUCGGAAUUAUCAUAUUUAAGUAAUGCUAUGGUAAUUGGAGAUCGAAGGAAAUAUUUAACGGUCCUUGUCACGCUUAAGAGUAAUAUGAAUGAAGAGACUGGCGCACCAUUAGAUACGCUGGCGCCAGAUGUAUUAAAAUGGGCAGAGUCUAUUGGUAGUAGUGCUAAAACGGUUACAGAAGUUAUAAACUCUCGUGAUUUAGCCAUAUAUGGAGAAAUCGACAAGGCAAUUAAGAGAGCAAAUAUGCGAACUGUAAAUAAUGUUCAAAAAGUACGGAAAUUCGAAAUUCUUCCCCACGAUUUUUCGAUUCCAACCGGUGAAUUGGGACCCACCUUAAAACUUAAAAAGAAUGUAGUUCAGAAGAUGUAUGCUGAUUUAAUCGACAAAAUGUAUGAAUAAAAUUCUACAUUACUAUCAUAAUAAUAUUAAUAAAGCCCGGUUUCACAAUAUGUAUAGUUAUCUAAAGAUUAAAGUUUAUCAAGAGAUUCAUGAAUGAAAUUCAUUUGUCUAUUAAAAUCUGUAAUCAAUACAAAAUACACAUUAGUUGGAAAGUCACGAAUUGUAUUGAUAGCAUUGGGCAGACACGAUUAUGCAACCACUUAGUAACACAAAGCACUGGAAUGAUGAAACGUGAAUGUAAAUCAUAUUAUGAAAAUAAUGACUGUGCCCGAACUAUUUGGAGAGUUUCGCCAUAACUUUUAUCGUCACAAUAUUGAACCAUCAGUCCAUAAAAUUUAAGCUUGAAUUCGCAAUUUUAAAGAAACAAUCUUAAUACAUGAAAGAAGAUAACAAAUCGCAUAAGCAAAUGCAGCAAAGGACCGUGAUAACGAAAAUAAAAGUGGCGGCGAAAUUUUUUACGAGCGAUUUGAAUGUUAUAGUCAUUAUAUUUUUAUAGCACAAUUUCAUAUAUAUAUUGUUUAUGCUAUACCAUUCUAACGCUUAUGUUUAUUAAAUAAUAUCGAAGCUAUAUAUUAAUGUGAUUAAUCCUACCAACAUAAUUCAU